This is a messenger RNA of Brassica napus (rape), 1957 nucleotides long. RefSeq names its product probable flavin-containing monooxygenase 1. NCBI's taxonomy places the organism in Eukaryota, Viridiplantae, Streptophyta, Magnoliopsida, Brassicales, Brassicaceae. Gene Ontology annotation, molecular function: flavin adenine dinucleotide binding; N,N-dimethylaniline monooxygenase activity; NADP binding. The transcript has 5 exons. The record is from RefSeq and is a predicted model, not a curated record. Bases 231 to 1811 code for a protein of 526 amino acids.
AGAAAAUAAAGAAAGAAACUCAAUGUUUAUCAAACAAGAUUUUGCUAGAUAUCCAUCAGAAUUCUCUUCGACACAUGUUUAUUUAUAAGUGGAUUUAUUCUUUACAAGUUGAUAAAACAUAAUCCAACCACAAAACGCUUUACAAAUAAGCCAUGCAAAUACACAAAUCACUCAAAAGUUAAAACACUCUUUCAUAAAAGCCAUUUCUUUCUCUCCCAUAAUCUCUCUCAAUGGCUUCUAACCAUAAUACUCUUAAUUCUUCAAGAGUAGCGAUCAUCGGUGCUGGUGUCAGCGGCUUAGCAGCUGCUAAACACUUAGCUCGACAUAAUCCGACCGUGUUCGAAGCCUCGGAUUCGGUGGGAGGUGUUUGGAGGAACUGCACUUACGGGACGACUAAGUUACAAUCGCCUCGAGCCAGUUACGAAUUCUCUGACUUUCUAUGGCACGAUGGGAAUAAUACUGCUUUCCCAACUUACGUUGAGAUAUUAGAUUACUUGGAAUCUUACGCUAAGCAUUUUGAUCUUUUCAAGUACAUCAAGUUUGGCUCUAAGGUCACUGAAGUUAGGUUCAACGGUGAAGUUGAAGCUCCACAGAUGGUUGGCCUCGGUGAUUACGGCAACUUGUUGCCCGGAAAACCUGUCUGGGAAGUCGCUGUUCAGACCAGAGAUAGAAAUCCUGAAGAUAUUCAGUGGCAUGCAUUUGAGUUCGUAGUCAUAUGUACCGGAAAAUAUGGUGAUGUACCAAGAAUACCGACGUUUCCUUUGAAGAAAGGGCCGGAAAUAUUCAAUGGGACAGUAAUGCAUUCGCUGGAUUACUGCAAGUUAGAGAAAGAAGAAGCUUCCCAUCUCCUUCGUGGCAAGAAAGUCGCCGUCGUUGGCUUCAAGAAAUCCGCCAUUGAUUUGGCUUUAGAGUCUGCUUUAGCUAAUCAAGGAGAAGGAGGACAAGCAUGCACAAUGGUGGUGAGAACACCACAUUGGGUGAUUCCGCAUUACUGGAUUUGGGGCCUACCAUUCUUCUUGUUCUACUCAACUAGAGCUUCUCAGUUCAUCCAUGAUAGGCCUAACCAAAGCUUCCUUAGAACCCUCUUUUACCUCCUAUUCUCACUUCUGCGUACUGUGGUAUCCAAAUUCAUUGAAUCAUAUGUUAUGUGGAAGCUUCCUCUAAAAAAAUAUGGUCUUAAACCUGACCAUCCUUUUGAAGAAGACUAUGCUUCUUGUCAAAUGGCUUUAGUACCGGAUAAUUUUUUCGAAGCAGCAGAUAAAGGGAUGAUCCGGUUUAGGAAAACAUCAAAAUGGUGCUUUUAUGAUAAAGGGAUUGAGUUUGAGGAUGGGACUACGCUAGAAGCUGAUGUUGUGAUACUCGCCACUGGUUAUGAUGGAGACAAGAAACUCAAAGCCAUUAUUCCUGAAGCUUUUCGAACUUGGCUUGAGUUUCCAUGUGGCCUCAUGCCUUUGUACAGGGCAACAAUCCAUCCAUUGAUACCAAACAUGGGCUUCGUGGGAUACGUUCAAAGUAACUGGAACGUACGCACAGCAGAGCUAAGUUCCAUGUGGUUAAGCCGGCUCAUGGAUGAGAAAUUCAAAUUGCCGAGCAAAGAGAAAAUGUUGGACCAAUUCUUUAAAGAAGUAGAAGUGAUGAAAAGGUCGAGCAGAUUCUAUACAAACCAUUGCUUUUCUACUUUCAUUAUCCAACAUGCUGAUGAUCUGUGUAAUGACAUGGGACUCAACCCUUGGCGAAAAUCCAACUUCUUCCGUGACGUAUUUUGUCCUUAUGGUUCUCAAGAUUAUCGAUUUGAUCAAGAAGAAACUUAAAAUUUAGUUUUAUGUUUGUUUUUUUUAAUUUCUUCUUUCCAAAAAAAAUAAUAAAAAUAAUGGAAAUUUAUGUGCUUGUCGGAAAGAAAUGCUUUUAACCAAGAUGUAAAAUAGAGAGAUCAAUACCAAAAUUGAUAUUGUGACUU